AUGCUGUCAACAGCCAUCAUCAGAUGUCUCGGAGACCAAGGAGUGGCUAUGAGUGAUAAGCUGGAGGCUUAUGGGUUGGUCGAUUAUGAAAUGGGUAUUUGGGAAGAACAUAUAACCCACGUUUUUGCUGAGUGCCUCGAUCUCCUUGAUCGGUAG
This is a messenger RNA of Cladophialophora carrionii CBS 160.54, 156 nucleotides long. RefSeq lists its product as uncharacterized. NCBI's taxonomy places the organism in Eukaryota, Fungi, Ascomycota, Eurotiomycetes, Chaetothyriales, Herpotrichiellaceae. The record is from RefSeq and is a predicted model, not a curated record. The transcript has a single exon. The coding region runs from base 1 to 156 and encodes 51 amino acids.